Messenger RNA from Aedes aegypti (yellow fever mosquito), 3601 nucleotides. Its product is annotated as cell wall protein DAN4. The record is from RefSeq and is a predicted model, not a curated record. NCBI's taxonomy places the organism in Eukaryota, Metazoa, Arthropoda, Insecta, Diptera, Culicidae. The transcript has 2 exons. Bases 685 to 2859 code for a protein of 724 amino acids.
AACGAUUAAUUGCUCCUUUUUCUCCAUUUUCAGGCUCAUCUCCUAACGACGAGUACAACGCAAAAUCUUCCAACGCAUCCGCUAACUAGAAAUGAAGACGAAACCGUUUCUACCGCUCCACUAGAUAACUACGAAGGAAGAAGACGUCGUCGUUUGGGAAGAAAACGCAAACGUAGGCCACUACAUGACGAUUACUGGCAGGGAGGACCCGGUCCAAGAGAUGAAACUGAACCGGAGCAAAUCUACCGGGAACCGGAACCAGAACGAAAGCGGCCCUACUCUCGCUGGGAACGUCAACGUCCGGCCGAUCGGUGGGCCAAUCCCUAUACCGACGCCGUUGAUCCACACUCCACGUUCAGCAGCGAUCCACCUUCUAUCCGACGGCCUUACGAACCGUACAACAAUCGAGGCAACCGAGAGAAUUUUCAACCUAUUGACUCCAAUAGGCAAAGAAGACUUCCCAGACCGGAGGAGCAUCCGACUCCCGGAUCCGGGCACAAGGCCUAUCGUAAACCAUAUUCACAAGCCAAGCGAAACGAAGAAGAAGGUGGAUCGUCUGACGAACAAGGUAAAACCGCUGCUGCCGACCUGAAAGCCCUGCUGAAACAAUCAGGAGGAUUGAGUCUAAGUGAGAUUCUACAGCAACGAAACAUUUCCCUUCAAGAUCUGAUCAAGGGCAAGCAAAUGGCUCUUGCUGCGUUAACACAAAGUCCCCUGGAUAUUACGACAGUUACCGAACAAGACAACGAAGUUUCUUCCACGGUAUCUACAUUAUCCAGCGUCAGGUUCCGACUGAACGAAGAACCUACUCCACGAACAGAUUUCCAAGAAAUCAAAUCUAUGAAGCGGAUUCCAGUAUUCUCGCCUUCUGCAGCUCCCAGCACAGCAACCGAACCAUCAACGACUACAACAAUUACCACCACAACUACCACAACGGAGCUUCCACCAACAGCUCAAGACGAAACCAACUCCGUUGAAGACAUCAUUACACUCGAAAACCUCGGAGACCAUAACGAAAAUGUUGCCAUUUUCCCAACGGUUGAAAUCAAACAGCUUGCUCUUAAUCCAGUGCUUCCCACCGUCAAAGAGGAACGACUUCGACCCAUCAAAGGAAUAGCGUCCCGAAUACGCCCAGAUCUGAGCAAUUCCAAUAUUCGCACAGAGGAAAUCUUCUCCGGCACCAAUAAAAGACUAGAAUCUCUCAAACCGUACGCCACAGCCGAGCCAUGGCACUCAUCAACAUCCACUUCCGCCUCAUCAACCACUUUCAUUCCAAGCACUACAACUCGCGAGAAGUGGACUCCCUCAGCCGCCCUUCAAGGAAAAUAUCUCAACAGGUUCCAGCAAACCAAAUCUCGACAACGACCCACGGUAGCCGCGUCCUCCGACCCCAAUCCAGAAGAACAAACCGAACAGACUCUUCCCGAAACGGAAGCAGCCCCGAUCCUGAUAUCCUCCGAGCGCACCCUCAUGCGAGUCCCCACUGUUCGCAACCGGCUCUCUAUGAAGCUCAAAAUCCGAACUUCUACGGCGGCACCCUUCUCGGCUCAACCACAGUCCACCGAGAACCACCAACUCGCCGACAUAGAAUUCCACGACGAGUCCGAGAACGUCACCAAGCUGCUCGAAAGUGAAGAACCCGAGCUGAACAUCAUCGAAAAGUUCACCUCCUUCGAGGACACCAAGAGCGCCUCAAUCCCGCACUCGAGCUCCUCAUCCGAACCAUCAACCACCGAGUUCAGCGAAGACGACCUCAUCGAGCGAAUCAACCAGAACACCCAACGAUCCUUCACGGACAGCCUCGAGGAAUACUUCCGCGACGUCACCGAGAGCAACCCAUCGCUGUUCAACGAUCUUGGCCCACUCACCCUAUCCGAGGAUCGCAAAGAAAUCCUAGAGCUGAUGGAAGACCGACGCAUCGGCGCUCGUCUCGCUAAAGUUCUCUCCCAAAGAAACAUGACUCUGGAAGAACUCCUAGAACAUCGCAAACGAGGCUCUAGCCAAUUGCACCUCUCGGAAAUCAUCAACGGCAAAACCAGGCCUGUCGAAGACAACAUGGAUAUCGUCACGGCCUUCGAGCACUUCCCGCGGUUCAACCUGGGCAACCUGCGUAGCGUUCAGCCGGACGACAUCAAGCUCGACUCUCAGGGCUUCAGCUACUUCACGUCCAUCAUCAGCAUGCGACCCACGGACGAAACCUACAAGGAGGGUCGUUCGAUGCAUCACCGAGGUGAUCACAAGUUUCUCGAUUGGAAACUGCAACCACACCAGCAGCACCCAGCCAAUCACAAAAUGGACGGGAUCCAUUUUUUAGGUAACGGCGGAUCGAAGGGUGGGCUGAUAACCCCUUCGAGAAUGUCCGCCGACGCCGAGUUCGACAGCAGCCACGACCAACCCAGUAGUAGCGAUCUGCUCGAUCUGGAACUGACCGGCCACGGGUUCAACCACCGGCACACGGUAACCAUCGAGAGCGCCUCGAUGCCGCUGGGCGUCAAGUCGGCGAUCGUGGCCAGCUCGUGUAUUGUCGGCGUAUCGCUGGCCGUGUUUGCGUUGAUCUUCGUCGUGUGCCGAUGGCGCCAGCGGCGAAGAAACAAACUCAACUACACGGAGAACUUCAACAUGGCCAAGGGCCGGCUGCCAAUGAUGCACACCGAGAGUCUGAAGAACGAGCAGAUGCAGGUGUACACGACUCAGCAGUCGCUGCAUCAACAGCUUCCGCAACAACAGCAGCAGCAGCAACAUCAACAGUAUUCACAUCAUCAGCGUCAACGGAAGGACAGUAAGGUCAACACGAUGGAUCCCAACUCGCAGGAGGUGCAGGACUACCUGUGGGACACGAUGCGCAAACCGUUCCAGUAGGUGCUCCAUCAGACGCUGCAGGACAUCAUUUUGAAGCCAUACGUACUGCGCCGCGGAACAACUGAAAAUUUAGAUCCAAUGCCCACUCUGCAUCCAGAAAUCAGUAGAACAUGGGACGUCCCUGAAGACCCCCUAGUAGAUUCUCCACGGCCAACCGACUCAAAUCGGAAUAGAAAUUUAGCAGUUACUAUUUUCCAGUCCUUCCUUCCCUAGAUACUGUUCUGCUUAACUGUUCUUUCGAAUUCGACUAUCCAUCCGCACUAUCUGCUAUUAUUAUGAGUUCAUUUAUUAAUAAUAACCACGAUUCUGUGGAUGGGCACAACGUUACGAUUCAAUAUCCGCUUGAACGGGCACCCACCAUCUACAAACGACAAGGGCCAUGUCACUACAUGACAGUUGAUUGAUGCAAACAGGCAGCGGAAAAUGCGCGCGAAAAGAGAAAAAGUAGAGAGUAAUGAAAGCAAAUCAAUAAAAGGGCGCAAAAGUGAAAUGUAAUGAUCCAACAGAAAACGGGAGAUGGAUCGGAAACAUGCAACAACAAAAAUGCAUAAAACAAAUCAUAGGAAAGUAAGUGUGAACAAUGUGCAAUACAAAUAACGAGAAGCAUAAUCAUAAUCAUCCACAUCAUCGUAAUUGUCGGUGCAAGCGAUAAUAUCACCUGGCAUGUUAAAUAAAGCAACAGCGAGAUAUGUUUUAAUUUAGUACCUAGCAAACGCUAACACGGUGCUCCGUAGACCGUUAA